This is a messenger RNA of Aspergillus niger, 621 nucleotides long. RefSeq lists its product as uncharacterized. The record is from RefSeq and is a predicted model, not a curated record. The transcript is spliced from 4 exons. NCBI's taxonomy places the organism in Eukaryota, Fungi, Ascomycota, Eurotiomycetes, Eurotiales, Aspergillaceae. The annotation marks the transcript as partial.
AUGGAGGAACACCGAUGGAGCGUGUCUGAUAUAGGCCGCGCUUCAGAUGUCGCCAUUCCAAGAGACAGUGGUGCUGAACGUGGCUCACCCAUUACGUGCCCUGCAGACGUUACUGCUCGUGGAGAAAGAUAUGAGAUUAUCAAUAAUAGAAACAGCACUCUCCCAUCCGAAUCUAGCGUAAAUGCAGGCUGGGGACCCCCGCUUAGUGCAAUCACACUCCCGAACUCGUAUAUGCCCGCAGACAACUCAACAGCGGAUCAUACGGCAGAUGCAUGGUACUCGAUGCGUUCUUUACAUCCGUCUAUUCCUGCACCGCAGGCGGCAGGAUGGCCCUUUAAAGACAAGGCUGAACAGCCGCAAUAUCUGACUAAAAGCGGGGCUGAAGAUGUCAGCUUAUCAAUCCCAACUAUUAUCCCAUUACAAUCGCCUUCUUGGGAUCCAUUGGCGCCUGUUUCCGCAGCAUUGCCCAUGACAAACUUUUACCACCGCAGCAUGCAUCAGGAACCAUCUACGCCCGUCCCUACUACGAUGAAUCACCAUGAAACUAAACCCAGCUCGUUCGAUGAUAUGGGUGCCAAUAGCCAGGACUCAUCGUGGAAUGUCAAGGUACCGGAAGACCAG